Molecule: messenger RNA, 6477 nt
Organism: Linnemannia hyalina
Lineage: Eukaryota; Fungi; Mortierellomycota; Mortierellomycetes; Mortierellales; Mortierellaceae
Source: the annotation of a GenBank genome assembly
AUGGACCUUGAAGCACUACGAGCUGCCGUUCUAAGCUCAAGAAAGAACACCACCGCACCAGCCACUCCUUCCGCAGAUCCAUCUACUCCUUCUUCCACUCUCUCCCCCGUCUCCAAUGGCAUCUCGAACAGCGCCACCACCAUAACAACACCUAUAACUACUACUACUACGGCUAUUGAAACAGCAGCCAGCACAGCAGAGAUAAUAGCAAAAGUCAGGGCACAAGCCAAUGGCAGAACUGCCAGUCACCGCCCUCCCACUCAAGGCUCAGAUUCAUCCAACACCAUUGAGUCCGACAAGGAAGAGGGAGAAAUUAGCGACGAGGAAAUGGAUACAAACGAACCCUCAUCGCACCCUACUCCAGUCAGCGAUAGCCCAGUCACUGCGAAUCUUCAACUCAAUGUUGCUUCUGGCCCCGUCGGUGCACCCCAGCGUCCAAUCUCGCAAGGGUAUCGCCACCAAAAGCAACUCUCAGAGGGGGGUGGAUCACGAGACACAUCAAAGACGACAACGACUUCGGAUAAUGGGAAAAUGAACGCUAUGAAGGCCGAACCAAGGAGGGACUUCACCUCCCUCCUGGCUGACUAUGAGCUUUCAAAGGCGAGGACGGAUUUCAGACCACAGUCAGUGGCCAAGAUUUCCGAUCCUGCAGCAAUCUCCGACAUUCCUGGACUUGGACACCUCAGGAACCGAGAACGCUCCUACUCGCGCGAGUCUUAUCCACGGAGUAGAGAACCUGUCCACCGCGGACCCGAUCGUCUAGUUCACCCGCCACAACGCCAACUUUCCAGUCCAGCCACCUUCCCCGAUGGAUCCAAUUCCUUUGGCUCAAGUGAAAAGCCCCGUAUUGUCCCACAACCUCCAAAGCCUGAACCCGUGAAAAUGACACAGAUACACACCCUGGUCGACACACUGCUCGGUCACGGGGUACUUCCUGAAGCGCUCUUGCAAAGGAAAAUCGAUCCCGCCGUUAUCAACGAAGUGGUUCAGCAGAGGGCAUCACGGCAAGGACUGGCGUCCUCAACGGUGCCGACACUCCCAUUCCCACCAAACCCUCUAACACCUUCGCCCAUCGUUUCGGCCAACCCACAAACCCAGUCCUUCUUCCCUCAACAACCAUGGAGCGCAGCGCCACUUGCGCAGCCGGCAGCCUUUGUACCGCCAGUUUCCCCAGCAGCGAGCCAUACCACAUCGGACGCGAUGGAGGUCGCCAAUCGAUUGCAGCACUUCCUUCAAACCCAAUCUACACCAUCUCAACCACAGCCUCCCAUGCCUGUUUCUUCAUCAAGCGAUGAUAUUGCUCGAAAACAACUCGAGAUGAUCCUUUCAAUUGCGUCAAAAGUUUUGCCACAAGGAUGGAACUCCUUGGUCCAACCAAGCCAAGCCGACAACCUGACAGCUGCGCCAUUCGCUCUUGGUCCUACUACCUCAGCACCUAGUCCACCCCAACCUCUCCACAACAAAGAAAUCAACAACAGCUCGGACACGUCUCUUGUCAUUCCACUUCGCCACCAGAAUGAUGGAGACCAAAUCAAGCGGGAUGCGGUUGGAGCGGUGGGAGCUUCAGGAACACGGAUGUGGAGUUUGUCUACUGAAGAACGCGACACUACAAAGAAGUUUGGUGACCUCACCAUCUCUGGAAGCACACCACCACCACUACCCAUUCGACCUGUCGAACCUCCGAUAAUUCGCGCUAAUGUUGCAUCCGUGAACAACAGUGCUCCAACGAUUAAUGGGCGACCACAUCCCAUUGAAAAAGCCGUCCUUCCUCCCCCACCGCCACCACCCUCGCUGCCAUUUGCACCACCCCCUCCCCCGCCACCACCCAGCUCUCCUCCCGAGGAAGAACGCAUGCCCACCGGACCUGCUUCUGACCAAACACCUCCGGAAGCACCACGAGGUGCAGAGUCUACUGGGACGAACAGGAAAGUGCAAUCGGCCCAGCCCACUGAUUUAUUAUGCAUGGAGAGCGUACCCGCUGGUCACGACGCGCCCUCGUCAGGUUCCCAAGACGAAAUGGAUAUGGACUUGGACGACGGGUAUGGAGGUUCGAUGAUUCUCAACGGGUCAUGGAAGACGAUGGAGGAGCGGACCGUCAAUGGCUCGAAUUUCUCGACUCAACAAACUCACAACCGAUCAACACUACUCCACAAUCUACCAUAUGGCGCACCUGGCCGUUCACAGGUUCACUCUGCUCCCGCAUCCAUCGUCAACACUCCCGUGAGGUCGCCGGCCCAGGCAGAGCUGCAUUCAGGAUCGAUUACUCCUCGCGGCAACACAAGACGAGCGACAGCGUUGGAUUUCAUCUCGAAACUUUCUCAACCAACGCCAUUUAUCAUGGAACGUCAGCUCCCAUACCUUAUCGACCUGGAUGACGAAGACGGCGAUGAGAUAGGAGGACAGUCUACACCAGAGACUUUUUCGGCACCCAAACUAAGGAUGAUCUCAACCUCCGAUCGCUCAGAGUUCCUCAACCAGGAGAUGAAGAGGUUGAAUGAACAGAUCGCCGCCAGAGAACGGGCCAAAUUGUCGUCGCCUUCGACGCCUAUCGCCCACAAUAGUAGCCCCCAUUCGCCGGCACAGGGAGUGCCUUCGCCGAUGAAUCAACAACCCGAUCUGACGUCGCAGAAAGCUAGUCCUCAGCAGGACGACCAGGAGAUGACUUCAGAGAGCUCCUCGGCACCUGCAACGGACGAAGCCGAUCUACUCAAGGAGACCCUCAGCAGUCACACCAAAACUCUGGAGCAGCUUCGGUCGCAGCUGCAGCAACUCGAACUGGAGAAGAGGUCUGCGGUCGACUCUUUGGGAGCGGAAACGCUUAAGUCAGAGAACGACCGACAGGAUUUGCAGGAAGUACAUCAGACCCUUCUGGCCGCGAAAGAGGACGUUGCACUGAAGGCCAAAGAGCUCGAUGAGGCGCAACAUCACCUCCGUCAAACAGAAGAGUUAUUGGCUCCCCUUUUGAAUCGCCUAGAUGCGUCGACCGCCGCCAAGGCCCUGCUGCAGGAGCGACUCGAUCGGGCCGAGUCAUCCUGCGUCGAACUUAAGGCUUCGAUCGCCAGUGUUCAGCAGGAUAUUAUUCGGAAGCGCACACGCAUGAUGAUGCUCGGAUCAAGUCCAGCAACCAAAUCUACCGCCAAGCCCUUGGACACCAAGGGCCAAUCGAGUCAAGAGAAGCCAGAAGAGCAGAAACCUGGCGAGGAGGUUGUACAGAACGCCGUUGCGGGUCAAGAGAUGGCUUCGUCAGAUGACUCCGGUCCUAAACGAGCUUUCGAGUCGAAUGGAGCAACCUGGGAUCCAACGGUGCCCAAGAAGCCAAAAAUUCAGGCAAAGGAGGAAUUGUCUGCCCUCACUAAACGAAUGAACGAAUUGGCCAAGGAGAAGGAGCUACUCAGCAUCGCAGCUCUACCUUCCGCAUCCAUCCAGGCACCUACGCGACCUUCGGCCGCCAGCAUGAACGACCAGUCGAAUGUACCCGUCUCAUCCCAGAGCAAUAUCAGGAGAGCUCCUUUGCAACCUACCAGAGCUCCGGUCCCGACAUCCGCCCCGUCUCUUCAUGUGAAGGCAUCCAGGUCCACGUACAAGCCCAAACUGGGCUCAACUGUCCUGAGCGGCUCGAAUACGCCGAACCUCUCCAUGCUGGACCAGUUCCUGUCUCUGCCCAAGACUUUACAAGAAGAGGCGCCUGCGAAGAAUCGCGCCAGCAACGCAACACCAUCGAUUUGGAGUCCGUCGACCGAGAUCAACAAGCUGUUCACAUUGGACAAUUCACUCUUUGAUAUAAGCCGACUCUGCCUUCCCUCGGACCUAGCCACGUAUCCCAUCCCUCAGCUUCCCAAGGAGACUCAGGGUGAAUCCGCUGCGCCGCUCCAAAGCAGCGAUUCUCAGGACCGGCCCUUGGAUGUCGCGUCCGCAUAUGAAUCGCCACUAACCAUGUUCAGGUCGUUUCGCUUCUCACCUCGGUUCAAGUCAACAGUGCGUGGAGGAUACCGCUCACUGACCUACAGCCACAAGAUCGAUCCAAUGAAACGGAUGUGUCUCUACGAGCUAUCAGGAGGCUCAUGCAACGACGACAACUGCAAGUCGCAGCAUAUUCGGGACUGUGGACUAACAGAUGAGGAACUGGUCAUCGACAUGGCGCGCUACUCAGAAGGCAAGAAUCCAGAGACCCGCAAGGUUUUCGCCGAUAUGAAAUCCGCCAAGCUUGCUCACCUUCGUGCCUCACGCAUUCACAACGCGGACAUUUUGGUUGACGCCAUCGUCAAGGCUCAUAACGAACUCGGCAACGGUCUUGGCUCAGCCCCCGUCGUCAAGUUUGGUCCCCGUGUUACCCUUCAAGGAGAACAAGCGUCUCCAUCGGCUGGAGAAAAGCCUGUGAUGCGCACUAGCCCAUCGGCCCGAAUCGACAAUAUCCAUGGAACUUCCGAGGGGGGAGACGGCUUGCUUGAUGAGCACCCCAUUACAAUGGUCAUCCUGACGAAAACCCUCACCGGAACUCUUCCUUCCAGGGUCAUUCGCUACCAUGACAGGCCAGGAUCAAUCGACUAUGAGGCCAUGUUAACGAUCGAUACUUCCAACGCAUCUAUCUGGGCGGAGUUCGCCAUGCACGAGCUCUCAUCUGCACUCAACAACCCCGAUAUGUUUGACGAACGGCUUCGUAAGGCGCUUAGUAUCUUAUCGCGAGCGCUUGGGACCCUCCCUACGACUGAAUCCCUGUGGGCGUUGUACCUGGACUUGUAUGCACGCUACGGGACUGAGCUGGAGACCCGCGCGAUGUUUGAGCAGUGCCUUCAAUAUGUGCCGCAGUCCCACCUGUUGUGGUUCAGAUACUACUUGUGGGAGAAGGGCGGCGACGAACGCGUCUUUGUUCUAGAUCGGAUGCUGCAAAUGGCUUGUCAGGAGCAGACAGAGGUGGCUGACCCAGCUAUCCAGUCUCGAUUCAUUGUGGACGUGGUCUUGCAGAUUGUCAGGAACAUGGUCAAGGAUGGCAUUGUGGAGGCAGCCAAGAACUGGAUGCAGAAUUUCCUGACGUGCACGACCUGGGAGUCGGUGCGCCCUUCGUCACUCUCGUAUGCACAAUUGGAUGAUGUCUGGCUGGAGCAGGACAUGGUGGAGGAUAUGUCGUCGACUCUUGCUUCGAGGAUUCUUUCAUCAAAAGACCUCUGCAUUCUGUGGCUCGCCUACGUUUAUUUGAUCUGGUUCCACGAGCUGCCCACGGCCCUCUUCCAUCAUUAUCCUAAUGAUUACCUGUCGGACGACAGCUUCUUUGUCAUCCAAUGGCCUGUCACUGAGGAACUUGAGCAGGAAACCGAACUGUACAGCAUUGUCCAUGAGAUUUUCCUGGGCCUGACUGUGUACUUUGUGGACCAGGAUGCUCGACUUCCUGUCAUUGCGCUCUUGAGGAACUUUGUUGGGUUCUUGAUGUCUCGCGGUCAGAACCAGGACGAGAUCAUGGAGCUGGUGAACCCUUCUCAGUUCUCUCCACGCCUCCCCGAGGUCCGCGACUUGUUUUGUGAGGUUCAGAUGCACUAUGGAAAUUACGCCAAGGCAAAGGAGCUUCUGGAAAUGACUGUGCAGGAGAUGCCAUUCGAGCCGUACUUUUGGAACCGAUAUGCCUACAUGCUCUCGGAGGAUGAGAAGGCGGGCUGUCUUGGCCAGUGUGCCCGGGCCUUUUUCGAUAUUGGUGAAGGCGAGGAGUUUCAUCAAGCCAAUGCUGGGCGCGAUUCGUCAGAGCAGGCUAUUCUGCUUUUCAAGAAGUUGCUCGGCCUUGACCUCCCCUACAACUUCAAGGCGCCGCCCACCAAAGUUGAUAUUGCGCCUUUCAAGACCAACACGUUUUUGUGGCUGAACUACCUGUCGCUCCUUGCUCUCCAAGCGAAGAAUCUCCAUUCAUUCGAUGACAUGACCAUGAUGCUCUCUGUCGCUGCCGAUUCUGUCCCGCGACUUAAGAGAUCAUUGAUUAUCGGAGAAUUAGCGACCCAUUCGAUUAUGCUUGCCCUCGAUAAGGUGUUCGAGACUGGAACUUUGGACAGCGUCAUCGAGUCGGCAACGAGCGACAUCGUUGUUUCGAAACCGAACCCGUACGACAAGAACCCCGGCGAAGACUGGGGAGUGUCGUCGCUCCACGACUUUAACCUUUUGAACAAGGUUGUGGAGACUGUCUGGGAACGGACCGCAAAGGGUCCUGACGAGUUGCGCGUCCAUUUGAUGGGCUCGCUUUCGCGACAGUUCCCCGAAGACUUUGAUCUCUAUCUCUGGAUGAUUGAAUUCUUCAAGGACAGCGAGUCGUGUGAGAGCGCGGACUUGAUCAAGCAAGCCAGCGUGUUUUCGCCCCUAGCCUACAAGUUGAACAGGAUGCCGGCCUUGGGACUUUCUGGGAACGGACAUGCCCUAAUGCCAUCAGGAGGAAAUGAUAGUGGAGCUGUCGUUAUCGAAAUCAACGAUGACGAUGAGGAGGAGAUGCCUAUGGCCAUGUAA